This is a messenger RNA of Alosa alosa (allis shad), 5974 nucleotides long. RefSeq names its product NACHT, LRR and PYD domains-containing protein 3-like. Bases 642 to 5384 code for a protein of 1580 amino acids. NCBI's taxonomy places the organism in Eukaryota, Metazoa, Chordata, Actinopteri, Clupeiformes, Clupeidae. The transcript is spliced from 17 exons. The record is from RefSeq and is a predicted model, not a curated record. Gene Ontology annotation, molecular function: protein binding; DNA binding; GTP binding.
AGAGUUUGGACAUUUAGCCUAAAGUAAUAUUCUGCGUAAUCAAUUUAGUGAGUGACUCAGAAUAACCAGAAUCCUUAAAAGGAAUUGAGUUUACCAGCCCUACCAGUAUGGGAAAAACUAAAAGUCACACACCGGUCAUUAUCGGAAAAUAAGUCCCUUCAGGACGAAGCAACAGACGGUUGGUCCUGUCGGACUUAUUAUUUUCUUUUCUAUGUAGGCCAAGACGCUUGUGAAAGAAGGUAUGCAUCUUUCAAUUGACAAAAAGGUAAAUUCCCAAGUUCACAUUAAAUUUGUUGGACAUGAAUGUCCACAUGGACUAUACAUGAACUCUACAACGUACGACAAAAGUGACAACGAACCCCCAACUGGGCAACUCAGGUAGCAACAUCUUCCACAGUGUCCCACUGUUUGUUAUCAAGGCGAGUCGCUUAUUUUCCAACAGCGCGAGCUCGUGCACAAAGCAGGAAAUUCACGUCCAUGGAUUCCAGGAAAUGUUAUGGCGAUUUUAACCAGUUGUCAAUGCAUGCGAAGCAAGACUAUAGGCCAGCCACAAUAAUGGCAAUGAAUUUACUGAAUUGCUAGCCGGGUUCGGCCUCUGGGCACACAGAAACAUACAUUCUGGCCAAACCCACACAGAAAACAUGUCUGAACCCAAGUACAGGACGUUGAUUGUGAACGCUAUUGAUUCACUACGGUCUAGUAAAACCAAACCAGACUUUAAGAAGAUAUGUGGAAGGGUAAAGAGACACGGGUUAAACCCAGAUCGCACCCAUGCAGAACUGGAGAAACUGGUCCAAGAACAGAAGGUAGAAAUCAAAGACAGCGGCAACGGCUCCAUCUCUUACCGGAACGCCGCAGAUUUGCCGAGGAAACGCCAGAAAAAGAGUAAGCUCACACCAGACUGCAGUAGCAGCAGCGGGGAUUCACAAGGCAAACGCGCCAACGACAACGGGGACAGCAUAGACAGCUUCAUGGAUGAAGAGGAGUAUGAAGACAAGGAACCCGAGCCUACGGGGGCGAUGCAGAACUUUCACCCCCAAAUCUCAGUCCAAUCCCUAGCCACAGCCACUGUGCUAGAAGAUACAGAAGGAGGUUUCGCCACACAAACAGGAAGUUACACCUGUACGUUUUGUGCGAAGCAGUACAAGUACUUCAACCCUUACCAGGAGCAUAUGGCUCUGCACACACCCCAAGAUCAGUCAUUUGACUUGCAGUCACCAUGUUCACAACAGAAAAAGAAUGUCAAGAAAUACACCUCAAACCACUCUGAUCGCAGGCCUCCAGGAUCAGAGCUGAGGAUUGUGCUACUGGGUAAAACUGGAGUAGGAAAGAGUGCGACAGGAAACGCUAUCCUGAGGAAACAGGCAUUUAAUGAAGAUUUCAUUUUUGACUCUGUCACUUCAGUUACUGUGAGGGAGACUGCCAAUGUGUUUGGGAGACAGAUCACAGUGAUUGACACCCCAGGACUACUUUGUACAUCUCAGACAGCAGCUGAGCUGGAAAGCGAGAUAGCGAAGUGUGUGGACCUGUCGGUUCCUGGGCCUCAUGCUUUUCUGAUAGUGAUCAGACUGGGAGUGUUAUUCACAGAGGAGGAGAAGAACGCAGUCAAGUGGAUCCAGAAGAACUUUGGCAAGAGAGCGACUCAGUUCACCAUAGUGCUGUUCACUCAUGGAGAUAUUCUGAAAGGGAGAACAAUGGAAAGUGUUCUAAAUGAAAAGGUCCAGACCUUGAUAGACAGCUGUGAGGGUGGAUACCACACCUUUAACAGUGCACAGAAGGAAGACCAGGUGAAGGAGCUACUGGAGAAGAUAGACACCAUGGUGGAGCAGAACGACGGAGAAUACUACACAAACAAGAAGUACCAGGAGGCUCUGACAAAGAUCACAAUGAGAGCCCUUCAACAAGAACCGGAUAAAGUAAACAGGUCAACAAUGAAUCUACCCAAAGAAAAGAAACACACCCAAGAGGAGCGAAAGAAGCCGUUUGUACAAUGUGUGCAGCCUAUUGUCAGUAAUACACACCAUGAAAGAAAACCCGUCCACACAGGUUCCACUAUCAGCAACGGAAAGACUGCAAAGCGACCCAGAAUGUCUUCUCCCUCCAACACACAAGCAUCUACAUCCGAACACUCACAAGCCAACAAAUCCCCUACUAACAGCCUUUCAGCCCCAGAAUACAAGCCUCCACAGAUGGCAGCUUGUCAGGCCCCAGCAGCCCCGGUAGUGAGCACUGAGCAAUUUGAAGAGCAACACACUUCACAGAGUCCAGAGUUUCCUACUGCGAGCAGAGAGACAUCAGCACAGGCCACGUCACACAUUGCAAUAGCCUCAGUAAGCCAACUGCUGCGAAAGACGUUGGACAACCUGCCUGAGUCUGAGUUUAAGAGGUUCAAGCAUAUUUUGAGAGACAAGUCUACAAUCCCAUGGAGUAUGCUGGAAAAAGCUGACUGUGAUGACAUUGUGGACCAAAUGAAGCAGUGCUUUGUGGAAAAGUGUGUUGAGGUCAUGGUGGACAUCUUAAGGAAGAUGAACAAGAACCAGAUGGCCAUAGACUUGCAAAGGACCUUUGAGAAAAGUCUGGGCAAAGUGGUUGGUGGGGUCAAGGUGAAUGUCACUGGAGCUAACGGAGGUGUGCAGCAAGGAUUGGAUGCAAAUGUGGAUUCUGCACAAGAGAGAAUUUCAAAUGUCCUGAAGGACAAAAUGAAAAGAAAAGUACAAUAUAUCAUGGAGGGCAAUGAAAAUAGACAGGAGAAGAAACUCUUAAACCAAAUCUACACAAAAGUCUACAUCACUGAGGGAGAGACUAGGGUUGUUAAUGAGCAUGAAAUCACCCAGAUAGAUUCAGCUACCAAGAUGCAAUCAAGACAUGGUAAAGAAAUUGAAUGCAACAGUCUUUUUCAGCAAGAUAGAGGCACCAGGACCGUGUUGACCAAAGGGAAUGCUGGCAUAGGAAAAACAGUUUGUGUGCAUAAGUUCAUUCUUGACUGGGCGGAGGAAGAAGCCAACCACAAUGUAAAGUUUAUCUUUGUCCUACCAUUUCGGGAGCUCAGUUUGCUUACAGGAGAAUUUAGCUUUCAUGAACUUCUUGUUGAGUUCCAUCGAGAACUGAACAAUCUUAACAAUCCAGAUAUCUACGACAGCGAUAAAACACUCUUCAUUCUUGAUGGCCUGGAUGAAAGCAGAUUUCGUUUGGACUUUUCCAAGAAGAUGGUAACAGACAUGCACAUGUCCACCACAGUGGACCUCCUAAUCUCAAGCCUCAUUAAAGGGAAGCUGUUCGAGUCUUCUCUCCUUUGGAUCACCUCACGGCCAGCAGCUGUUACCCAGGCUCUAUUAUCGCACAUUGACCAGAUAACAGAAGUCCGAGGUUUCAAUGACGAACAGAAGAAGGAGUAUUUCCACAAGAGAAUCAGUGACCCUGCCCUGGCCAAGACCAUCAUUUCACAUAUCGAAGCAUCACGCAUCCUCUACACCAUGUGCCACAUCCCUCUGUUUUGCUGGAUCACGGCAACGGUUUUCCAGAAAAUGCUUGCUCAGGAAGACCGCAGUGAAAUUCCCAAAACCCUUACCAGUAUGUAUUGCAACUUCCUGCUCAUCCAGACUGACAGGACACACAAAAAGACCUAUGAUGCAAGUGAAAUGAACAGGCAGAAACUUCUAGAGUGUAACAGUGUCAUUUUGAAAAUUGCCAAGCUAGCCUUUACACAACUGGACAAGGACCGAGUAAUUUUCUAUGAAGAGGACCUUAAGGAAUGUGGAAUUGGUGCCAAUGAUCCUCUUGUCUCUGGGAUGUGCACAGAGAUCUUAAAGGAGGAAUCUGACUGUUAUGUCAACAACUUGCACGAGAAGAUGUACUACUUUGUGCAUCUUAGCAUCCAGGAGUUCCUUGCUGCCUUCUUUGCAUUUCACUGCUAUUUAAGCAUGAACCUAAAACCUAUCAAGAUGUUUCUGGCUCAGAAGAACAAACCUAUGUCUGAUGAUUUGAAACUGGACGAUUUUCUGAAAAUGGCAGUCAACAAAGCACUGGACAGUAAAAAUGGUCACUACGACCUGUUCGUCAGAUUUCUUCAUGGCAUCUCACUGGAGUCCAAUCAAAGGAUUUUAGGCGGCCUCCUCCCCCGUUCAGAAUCUGAUCCAGAAACCAUGGGAAGAAUCAUCAGCAACCUCAAGAAAGUACAGAGGAGGAAUAUCUCAGCGGAAAGGUGCAUGAAUCUCUUCCACUGCCUCAGUGAAAUGAAUGACCGCUCGGUCCAUGAGGAAGUCCAGGGAUUUUUGAACUCGGAGAAUUCAGGCUCAGUCAAAAUGUUGUCACUGGCACAUUGCUCUGCUCUAGCCUACAUGCUUAAUCUCUCUGAUGAUAUUCAGGAUGAGUUUGACCUGAAGAAGUACAACACAUCUGAUGAGGGUCGCAAGAGGCUGGUUCCAGCUGUGAAAAACUGCCGUAAGGCUGACCUUGCUGGCUGUAAGCUCACAGAGAACUCCUGUGACACUGUGGCCUCAGCAUUACAGUCUGCAGACUCAGCGCUGAGAGAGUUGGACCUGAGUGACAACGAUCUUCAGGAUUCCGGGAUUAAGAUUCUCUGUUCUGGACUGAAAAGUACAAACUGUAAACUGGAGAAACUGAGAUUAUCUUGCUGUGGGAUCACAGAGACUGGCUGUAAGGCGCUGGCAUCUGCUCUGCGUUCCAAUCCUUCUUAUCUGAGAGAGCUUGACCUGAGUUGCAAUUACCCAGGGGUUGAGGGAAAAGCCAUACUCUCUAAAACACAGAAGAAACUACGGUGUGCAAUAAGUUUUGACAGUGAAGCAGAAUACUGGUUGAAGUCCGGACUACGAAAAUAUGCCUGUAAAAUCACUUUAGACCAAAACACAGCACACAAAAAGUUAAGUUGGAAGAACCAUAAGGUUAGUGUGGAAAAGCAGGACCAGAAAUAUCCAAAUCACCCAGAGCGAUUCCAGCACUGUCAGCAGGUCUUAUGCAGUGAGGGCCUGACCGGGAAAGCUUACUGGGAAGUGGACUGGAGUGGACGAGCUACAAUUGGUGUUGCGUACAAGAGUAUUCACAGGGACGGACAAGAUGAUAAUAGGAUUGGAUGCAACAAGAAGUCCUGGGGUCUGGAGCAAUUUAUCACCUCAUUCGAUGCCAAACACAAUAACAACACUGAAACCAUCUCAACUCCUCGCUCUAAGUCUGGGCGUCUAGGAGUGUUCUUGGACUGGAAAAGUGGAACCCUGUCCUUCUACAAUAUCUCCUCAGGAGCACUGACCCACCUGCACACAUUCCUUGCGAGAUUUGUUGAACCACUCUACCCAGCAUUUGAGGUUUUGGAGAGUGUUACUCUGUGCCAAGUCAAAGAGCAUACUAAGAGACAGGAUAGUGAGUCCUAAAAUACUUUGCUGUGCUACAAUCACUAUUGAAUAACACAAAGAUCUAUUACCUUCAAUGGUCAUGAUGUAGUCAGGCUGCAGAAUGCCUCCACUGCUUUUCUGCAUAUGUUUGUGAAGUUUUUGUAAAGAUUUCUAAUCGGCUGUUACCAACUUUUAUCCACCAGAAAUUCUCUGAUAUUUUCGACUGUAUGUGUGUUUGUAUCAAUGAUUUUAAGGUUUUUUUGGUUUGCAUCAACAUUCUCUGGUUAAUAAUGUUUUGUUGAGUGGAAAUCACUGUUCAGUUAUUUAGAGGACUAUGACUUCCAAUGGUCAGCUUUCUGAUAUUUUUGACUGUAUUUGUAUCUGUAUUCAUACCAAUGUUUUUCACAUUUCACAUUGUCAUUUAAUUGUUAUGCUCUUUCUAAGUUCUUUUUUUAUUGUUUGCAUCAUCAGUCUCUGGUUAAUAACAUGUUUUGAUGAGUUGAAAUAAUUUAGUGAUGUUGAGGACAAUGACUGCAAUAUUCAGGCCGUCAUAGAAUGAGUCAACAUUUUUGCUUAUUGAUUUCUAACAGUUUUUAUAUCUUUCAGAAACAUAUGGAUAUUCUCAGAUA